AUGAAUGAUCCCAUUCCCAAACCCAUAGUGAGCGUUCAGGUCCAAGCUGUGAAAGUCUCUACAAACUCGAUCUUCCUCAUCGUCAAUACCAUUAAGGAUGAGAUCCUUAUAAACCCUGUCACUGGCCAUCGAGCCGAAACGUCCACUCCGCUUUCCUAUAAAUCACUUCCCAUCAAUUUCAGUCUCCCUAGUUGUAGUCACCACCACAUCCAAUCGUUACUCCACGAUCAACUCCAUAGCGACGACAAUUGGUUGUGCGAUCACUUAGUCCCAAAGAUCUCAACGGCUGCAAUCAACGCAGGUUUUAUGAACAACGGCGUUGAAUUGACCGUUGGCGUCACAGUUACUUACCAGUAUGUCCAUGUCGAGGAGACAUCAUCAAAGGAAUCGAGGAUGGUUCGACUAGGGAGCAUGAAAGCAGAGGAAUUGAAGAGUUUUAACAUGGAAACAGAUUCGUGUUCCAUCUGUCUACAGAGUCUAGUCUCCAGUUCGAAAACAGGACCCACUCGCAUGAGUUGUUCCCAUGUCUUCCAUAGUAGCUGUCUCGUGGAGUGGCUCAAGAGAAAAAACACUUGCCCGAUGUGUCGGACUGUGCUCUACGAUCGAUGA
This is a messenger RNA of Arabidopsis thaliana (thale cress), 609 nucleotides long. Its product is annotated as RING/U-box superfamily protein. Gene Ontology annotation, molecular function: zinc ion binding. Lineage: Eukaryota; Viridiplantae; Streptophyta; Magnoliopsida; Brassicales; Brassicaceae. The coding region runs from base 1 to 609 and encodes 202 amino acids. The record is from RefSeq and is marked reviewed. The transcript has a single exon.